Chenopodium quinoa (quinoa) is the source of this 3499-nucleotide messenger RNA. Its product is annotated as ATP-dependent DNA helicase At3g02060, chloroplastic-like. Gene Ontology annotation, molecular function: ATP binding; nucleic acid binding. The coding region runs from base 71 to 2746 and encodes 891 amino acids. The transcript is spliced from 14 exons. NCBI's taxonomy places the organism in Eukaryota, Viridiplantae, Streptophyta, Magnoliopsida, Caryophyllales, Amaranthaceae. The record is from RefSeq and is a predicted model, not a curated record.
CUGGAUCCGCCACUGGUCAUUAACGGUUAUCAGAUUUCUAAAUUGGUGAUUAGAUAUUUUCAGCAGCUUUAUGUCUACUCCACAAAUUCUUCACAUUAUCAGUUUACCUGUAUCUCCCUUCCUUCUGCUUAAACCCUCUCAAAACCCCCCAUUUUCAAUCACCAUUUUCUUUCUCCUUCAAAAAUGCCAAAACCCAUCUUCAGUUUCAGCUAUCUUUGCUAAACUUCCACCUUUUUCACCCAAAACCUUCAAUUUCUUAGAACUAAUGGCUGCCACAAAACUCUUCUUCCUCCCAAUUUCAGAUAACUGUUUCAAAUUGAGCUCAUACCCUCAAUUAUCCACCAUCUCUAUCAACUUCAAAUGCCCGUGUCGCCGCCAUUGUCGUAAACCCCAAUUAUUAAUCUGCAAUGCUGUUUACACUGAAGGGGGUUCCCGGACCAAAUCAUCCUUUGGAAAGGAGAAGGUUUCUGACUCAGAAUUCGACCCGAUUUCGGCCUUAAACGAGAGAAUAAGGAGGGAUCAUGGAACCCGAGACUCUACGAAACCAGCUUUGGAUUCUAAGGAGGCUGAGAAGUAUAUACAGCUUGUGAAGCAGCAGCAGCAAAGAGGGUUGGAGAAAUUGAAAGGGAAAAAUAAGGAAGAGAAAGGAGGAGGAAAAGAAAGUGGUGGGAUUAGUUAUAAAGUUGAUCCUUAUACUCUAAAAUCUGGGGAUUAUGUAGUUCAUAAGAAAGUGGGUAUUGGAAGAUUUGUUGGGAUCAAAUAUGAUAUGCCAAAAGAUGGUUCUGAACCUAUUGAGUAUGUGUUUAUUGAGUUUGGAGAUGGUAUGGCUAAGCUUCCUGUUAAGCAGGCGUCGCGUAUGCUCUACCGAUAUAAUCUUCCAAAUGAACCAAAAAAGCCACGAACACUCAGUAAACUAAAUGACACAAGUGCAUGGGAAAAGAGGAGGACCAAAGGAAAGGUUGCAGUACAGAAAAUGGUAGUUGACUUGAUGGAAUUGUAUUUACAUAGGCUUAAACAGAAAAGACCUCCGUAUCCAAAAUGUCCAUCAAUGGAUGAGUUUACUUCUCAGUUUCUUCAUGAGCCCACACCAGAUCAAAAACAGGCUUUUAUUGAUGUAGAGAAGGAUUUGACAGACAGAGAAACUCCAAUGGACAGAUUGAUAUGUGGAGAUGUUGGAUUUGGCAAGACUGAAGUUGCAUUGCGUGCAGUCUUUUGUGUUGUUUCAGCAGGAAAGCAGGCAAUGGUUCUAGCACCAACUAUUGUGUUAGCCAAGCAGCAUUUUGAUGUGAUUUCUGAGCGAUUUUCCAUGUAUCCCAAUAUCAAGGUUGGACUUCUGAGCAGGUUUCAGACCAGAGGAGAAAAGGAGGAAUACUUGCGUCAGAUAAAAAAGGGUGAACUGGACAUUAUUGUGGGAACUCAUUCACUUCUUGGAAAUCGCGUUGUUUAUAAUAAUCUGGGCCUUCUUGUAGUUGAUGAGGAGCAGAGGUUUGGAGUCAAGCAGAAGGAGAAGAUUGCUUCCUUCAAAACCUCAGUUGAUGUUCUCACACUGUCAGCGACACCAAUACCACGAACACUCUAUCUAGCUUUGACAGGGUUUCGUGAUGCAAGUUUAAUCUCAACACCUCCUCCAGAGAGAGUCCCGAUCAAGACACAGCUCUCAGCUUUCAGUAAAGAGAAUGUAGUAUCAGCAAUUAAAUAUGAGCUGGAUAGAGACGGCCAAGUCUUCUAUGUUCUUCCUCGUAUAAAAGGACUUGAGGAAGUCAUGGGUUUUCUUGAACAGUCCUUUCCAGAUGUUGAAAUAGCCAUUGCUCAUGGAAAGCAAUACUCGAAACAGCUUGAAGAAACAAUGGAAAGCUUCGCCAUUGGAAAAACUAAAAUUCUUAUAUGUACAAAUAUAGUGGAAAGUGGAUUAGAUAUCCAAAAUGCAAACACUAUAAUUAUUCAGGAUGUUCAGCAAUUUGGACUUGCACAGCUAUAUCAGCUGCGAGGAAGGGUUGGGAGAUCAGAUAAGGAAGCUUACGCAUACCUAUUUUACCCAGAUAAAUCUCUGCUGUCUGAUCAAGCACUGGAGAGACUUUCAGCCCUUGAAGAGUGUCGUGAACUUGGUCAAGGCUUUCAGCUUGCUGAAAGGGACAUGGGAAUUAGAGGUUUUGGUAAUAUAUUUGGUGAGCAGCAAACAGGUGAUGUAGGAAAUGUGGGCAUCGAUCUCUUUUUUGAGAUGCUUUUUGAGAGCUUGUCCAAGGUUGAAGAACACCGGAUUAGAUCUAUUCCUUAUCAAGAUGUUCAGCUUGAUAUAAAUGUCAAUCCUCAUCUCUCUUCUGAGUACAUAAAUUAUCUAGAGAAUCCCAUGGAAUUAAUAAAUGAUGCUGAGAAGGCAGCAGAGAAGGACAUCUUGAGUUUAGUUAAAUUUACAGAGGAUUUGCGGCGACAGUAUGGAAAAGAGCCUAACUCAAUGGAAAUUCUAUUAAAGAAACUCUAUGUGAAAAGAAUGGCAGCAGACCUUGGGAUUAACCGAAUUUGUGUCAUUGGAAGGAUAGUUGGCAUGGAAACAAACAUGACUAAAGAUGUAUUCAGGAUGAUCAAGGACUCCAUGGCUUCUGAUGUUUUGCGUAGUUCACUUGUGUAUGAUAAUGGACAAAUUAAGACUGAACUACUUCUGGAGCUACCAAGGGAGCAACUUCUCAAUUGGAUCUUUCAGUGCUUAGGAGAACUGCAUGCUUCUUUGCCAGCCCUUAUCAAAUACUAGUGCUUUUGCAUAUGUGAUAUUAUUUCAUAGUUGGGAUUUUUGAUCACCUUAAAGGGAGAGAAGUACAACUUUACAAGGAACCUUGUUCACCGUGGCUUCAAUUUUCUUAACCCUCCUGUGUUCGAGAAGCUGGUGAUUAUAUUGAUCAAAGAAACAUUUUAAGAAAAACAACCUUACACAGACAGUCUGUAUAUAGCAAGUUAUACUUGGCAGGAAAACCUAACCAGGAUGCAGGAAUCCAGUGGGUAAAAGGUGCAUCAGGGUUGUCUCUUUUUCAUCCCAUUUUCUUCCGAUUUUCAGCUGGUAAAAUCCCUGGAGUCUAAGAAGUAGGUUGGUGUUGCGAUAUUGCAAAUGAAUGGUCAUAAGAUCUUGCGAAUUGCAAAUCAAAGAAGGUGAUCUUCACUUGGUCCAAUUAAGCAAGAUUAUAUCUCAAGCAGAAAUAGAAGCAUUUUGAAAUAGAUAAUAACCUCUAUUUGGCUGUAAGUAGAUGGCCAAUUAUUUGUUUCAGGUGUUAGCGGCUAUCUGAUUUUUUAUGCUGAUUUGUAUAGAUGUUUGGUAGUCAUGAAUAGCACUUAGCUGCUUGAUUGUAUAAAUGACAACUUAAUGAUAUGAUUGUUGUCGAGUGCCUUUAUCAAUUAAACUGGUGUAUUUUGGAUAAACUUACCUAUUCACCCUCCCAUGUGAAAAAGACCCAUACUUAAACCUCCCUUUCAACGAGCUAAUAAGGGUGUUUCAUGAAAGAGAUCUUACAAA